This is a messenger RNA of Pseudozyma hubeiensis SY62, 570 nucleotides long. RefSeq names its product alpha-1,3 glucan synthase. Bases 1 to 570 code for a protein of 189 amino acids. The transcript is spliced from 2 exons. Lineage: Eukaryota; Fungi; Basidiomycota; Ustilaginomycetes; Ustilaginales; Ustilaginaceae. The record is from RefSeq and is a predicted model, not a curated record.
AUGAAACUCUCCAUCGGGACCAUCAUAGCCACGGCUCUCACUAUUCUCUCCCAAACCGAAGUCGUUCAAGCAUGGGGUGCUCCAUCGAUGGCACAUGUACAAGGCUGCCAGUCGUACACCAAGCUGCUCCCUCGUUACGAUCUCUACAGCAAACACUGCGAAUCCGUCUCCGGUCCGUCCGGAAGCGAUCCCAAGUGGCCGUGUUUCACCAUGUGGUACUCUGACAUGAGCAUCGUCAACGCCACCCUCGACGGCAAUAGCAAAGUUCAACCGGAUGACCACUUUCUCAUCAAAAACGGUGACAAGCUCGACUUUACCACACGCGAUCCCACCCAACCCUUCACCCUCACCUGGAACUUCGGCGACGUCUCCAUGACCUACUCCGACUUCGACCGCGCCAAGGGAUGCUUCAAAAUCUCGUUGCAGCACAAAUACGAUAACGAUUGGAGGAUCUGGGUCUCGGACGAAGACGGGAAAGGCAGGGAUAUUGAUACUGAGCAUCAUCGCCAGACGGACAAGGUGCUCUGCACAAAGUGGUUGCACAUCCACGUCAAGGAGGAUGUACCGUGA